Molecule: messenger RNA, 2987 nt
Organism: Vigna radiata var. radiata (mung bean)
Lineage: Eukaryota; Viridiplantae; Streptophyta; Magnoliopsida; Fabales; Fabaceae
Exons: 4
Coding region: 101-973 (290 amino acids)
Cellular component (GO): chloroplast thylakoid membrane
Molecular function (GO): protein binding
Source: RefSeq, a predicted model, not a curated record
AUAGAACUAAACAGAAGAGAAUAGAGAUAUUUUGGGUUCUGGUGUUGUGUACGUUAUCAAAACCAAUCCAUUUCUUUCUCUCUCUUUUCUAUUCGCUCAAAUGGCUGUCAACCUUGGAAACCUGGCGCUGUUACUGGACCUGGCUUCGCCUCGGGGCGCGAUUCUAGAGAGGAAGACUCGUCCCGUUGGAUCCGACAUCGUUUUGAGCUCGGCAACCUCCAAGAGGGACUCCCCCUCCUCUUGCUGCUAUGCACCCGAGGGAGACGCGCGGAACCGCGUGGUGAUGGCGCGUGGAAAGUCCAACUCGGAGAAGAACGGCGUAGAGUUUGACAGCGACGAGGAGGAGGAGGAAGAAGGCGGGAUGGAGGACUGGGAGAUGGAAAUGCGGCGGAGAGUGAGGGAGUUUGAGGCGAGGAGGGAGCUGGAGACGAAGGCGGAGGAGUUACAGAGCAGCGUUGAUGAAGCCAGGGAAGAAACUGAGGAGGAGAAAAGGAUGAGAGUCAGGAAAGAACUCGAAAAGGUCGCUAAGGAACAGGCAGAAAGGAGGGCCACUGCACAGCUGAUGUUUGAUUUGGGCCAGAAGGCUUAUGGAAAGGGCUCCUAUGGACGUGCCAUUGAGUUUCUUGAAGCUGCACUUACUAUCAUACCAAGACCUACAUUAUUUGGUGGUGAGAUUCAAAUAUGGCUGGCUAUGGCCUAUGAGGCCCAUAACCGCCAUAAAGAUUGCAUUGCUCUAUACCGGCAAUUAGAAAAUACACACCCGAGUAUCAGCAUCCGACGCCAAGCCGCUGAGCUUCGGUAUAUUUUGCAAGCGCCAAAGCUCAAGAUAUCCCAGGAGGAGAUGGUGACUAUACCCUUGAUUGGCUCUAGUUAUGACAGGACAUGUUUAUCUGGAAUUUUUGUCAGGAAGACUUUUGAUACAUGGAUCAUUUUACUUGUUGAGCUAGUUACAAAAACUAACCAUCGACUUUAAUAUCACUGGUUGGGUUUUAUUAAAGGAGAUUCACUGGAAAGAUACAAUACUAAUGAGACUUGAGUCCAAUCAUAUAAGGAAUUAACACAUCCAUAACCCAAAUCCUUGAAGUAUUGGGUUAAUGAGUUUUUAUCCUUAUAUGAUGUUUCACUUUCUCAUUUCUAUCCAAUGUAAGAUUUAGACUCAUACUUGGUUUCUAACAAUAUUCAUUCUUCAUAAGUUCACUAUAGUUAGAUAUAUAAUGUGAAACACCUUAUGGUUCAUUCCGUAAAUAGAAUUGAUUUGUUCCAAAAGUUAAUGUCUGGUCACUUGAAUUUAGGAAUUCAAGUAAAGGAUCAUAUAGAGAAUGCUGAUGAUGCAUGCAAUCAUAUAUAUGAAUAUGAUGGUUUUACAAUUAAUGUCUUUGCCUGCCAUCAUUGUUAGUAUGGAUCAAAUGUUACGAUGUCAUAUUCAAAUUAAAUAAAUGUACAUUGUUGUGCUGUUGAAUUGGAUUAGCUUGUCUCAAAUAUUGCUGAAAAUGGCUUUCAAUGUUUUGUAUUGCAAGUCCUGACACAUUUCUAAGCUAUUUCCUUUGAUUUAGAGGACCACUAGUUUUGGUCAAUUCAACACCUUCACCUCCAAAGAACUUCAUAUGUGAAUCAUAAGUCCAGUUAAGCCUUUUUCCACCCAACAUCAAUGAUUCACUUUUCCGCUAUUUCAUAUUUAUGUUCUUUAAUUAUGACACUUUGGUGAGUUUGUCCUUUGGUAUUUAUGUAGAACCGACAUUUUCUAUUGUUGUUUACAAUAUUUUCAUGUGAUUGAAGCCUCUCAAAGUUCUCUACAUCUACAGUUAUUACUCUUUUAUUGUCUAUCUUUCAUAAUGCGUAUUUUCACAAAUUGUUUAGAUCUAAAAUCUUAAGUGGUUUUUGAAAAUACAUUUUAGAUCCAAACAAUUGUACAGGAGUGUCACUAUUAGCGGUCAUAACUUCAUAUCCAAGGGUUUCAAGCAUUUUUGAUAUUGUUACAAGGCAUCUUAAGUUGUUAUCUAAAACUAAAAUUUUCAAACUCAAUACUAGAUAAUUGUAUUUCCUUGAAUCAAAUGAUUGAAACAUAUUUGAGUUUUAGAGAACAUAACACAGGAAGUAGAUCUCAAUUAGUUGUAACAAACUAUUGUUAAACUUUAUUAAACUUGAUAAUUUCUUUUAGGUAUUUAGAUCUUGUGCUCCAGCAAAAGAGCUUGUUCUGCCAAUCUUAUAAAGAAGACUUAGGGUUUGUAACUUUACACUUACAUUUAAUAUCGGCAUAAUUUGAUGAGUCCAUAUAAAGUGAUUUCAAUGAAUUUAACCCAAUGUAGGUAUUAAAUGUAAGUGUAUAGCUAUAAAUCCUAAGCCUUUUUAUAAGAUCUACCAUAUUAGGUCUUUUGUUUGAGCAUAAAAUCUAAGUACCUAACAAGAAUUAUGAAGAUUAGCAAAGUUUAGUAAUAGAUUGUUACAAGUAAUUGAUAUAUACUUUGUGUGUCAUAUUCUCUAAAAUGGACUCAAAUAUGUUUCAAUCAUUUAAUUCAAGAAAGUACUAUUAUCUAAUACUGAAUUUGAAAGUUUUGGUUUUAGAUAGCAACUUGAGAUGUCUCGUAACAGUGUCAAAAAUGCUUCAAACCUUUGGAUAUGAAGUUAUGACCACUAAUAGUGACAUUUCCGUACAACUGUUGGAUCUAGAAUGUAUUUUCAAAAAUCACCUAAGAUUUCAUAUUUAAGCAAUUUGUGAAAAUACGCAUUAUGGAGAAUAAACAAUGAAAGUGUAAUAACUGCAGACGUAGAGAACUAUUAGAGGCUUCAGUCAUAUGAAAAUAUUGUAAACAAUAAUAAAGAAUGUCAAUCAUACAUGAAUACCAAAGGAUAGACUCUUCAAAGUAUCAUAAUUGGAGAACAUAAACAUAAAAUAAAAGGAAAAGUGAAUCAUUGAGGUUGAGUAAAAAAAGGCUUAGCCGGCUUAUGAUUCAUAUAUGAAGUUCUUCAGGAUGAGGUGUUGAAUUGUU